AUGACAUCAUUUCAGCCCUAUAAAGGCAAGCUGGGCAUCGUGACGGGAGGAUCAAGAGGGAUCGGCGAGGCUGUUGUUAGAAGGCUCGCUGCCAAGGGUUGCAACGUCUUAAUCGUCUACACCUCGGACAAGUCCACCGAGCGAACUGUAGCACUCUGCACCGAGCUAUCAUUGAAGCACCAAGUCCAGUGCUCCUACGUACAGGCUAACCUGCAGCACGCCGGAACCGCAGUCGAGAAAGUGCUCGAUGCCGCAAAGGAGUUCUUCGCUUCCUACGCCACACCCAACUCCGGGUUCCGGGUCGACAUCCUCAUCAACAACGCCGGCGUGUCGUCGAACCAGCAGUUGAACGACACCAAUCUGGGCCCCAUCGACGAGGCCGAGUUCAACCGCGUCUACAGCGUAAACGUCCUGGCCCCUCUGCUCCUCACGCAGGCUCUCGCUCCGUACCUGCCCCGAGACCGCUCCGGAAGGAUCGUCAACGUGUCCAGCGUCUCGUCCUCCAUCGGCUACCAGGGCCAGUCCGUCUACGCCGGCACCAAGGCGGCCGUCGAGGCCAUGACCCGCAGCUGGAGCCGCGAGCUGGCCGCCCGCGCCACCGUCAACGCCGUGAACCCGGGUCCCGCCUGGGGCGACAUGUACGCCGAGGCCGGCAAGGCGUUCUGGGACAUCAACCAGCCCUACUGCGACAGCACGCCGCUGGCCGAGUACCACGGCGAGCCCGAGGUCAAGGCCCGCGCGGGCGCCUGGUCCGAAGACAAGUUUGACACGCUCGUCCGCGAGGCCAUGGGCGGCCGCCGGCCCGGGUUUACCGACGAGAUCGCGGGGACCAUCGACAUGCUCUGCAGCGCCGAGGCCGGCUGGACCACGGGCAGUGUCGUCUGUGCCAACGGCGGGAUGAAGAUGUCUAUUGCGUAG
Thyridium curvatum is the source of this 918-nucleotide messenger RNA. RefSeq lists its product as uncharacterized. Gene Ontology annotation, molecular function: oxidoreductase activity, acting on the CH-OH group of donors, NAD or NADP as acceptor. Lineage: Eukaryota; Fungi; Ascomycota; Sordariomycetes; Thyridiales; Thyridiaceae. The transcript is spliced from 2 exons. Bases 1 to 918 code for a protein of 305 amino acids. The record is from RefSeq and is a predicted model, not a curated record.